AAAAUCGCGACGAGCCCCGAGGAGCGGCGCGGGCUGAGGACGGCGCUCAGGUUGGGACAAUAUUUAUCAGCCAAGAGAUGAGCGAGCGCUUAUCUCAUCCCCAAAAUUCCCACUCCCGCCACAGAAAUGGACGUCAAAAGGCGCCUGCUAUUGGUCAGCCCGUGAUCAGAUGGUUGUAUUUCCUUGUGUCCCUCGCUGGCACCACGCCAUCUCCCUUCAGCUAAAACCCAAUCUCCGAUAUACCACUAAUAGCUAAACCACUUGGACUAUAAAACACAACAAAUCAUAAAGCCCGGGCACAAAAAAAAAAAAACCAACCAACCAAAAAAACAAAACCACCAACAAGGACGGCAACAACAACAACAACCAAACCAAACUAAACUAAACAAACAAACAAACCAAACCAAAAGCCGCCCCAAAACGGGGGGGAUCUCUUUCUCUCCCUCUCUCUCUGUGUGUCUCCUUUCCGAUGAGUUCUUAUUUUGUCAACUCGACCUUCCCGGUGAGCCUGGCGGCGGGGCAGGAGCCCUUCCUGGGACAGCUCCCGCUCUACCCCUCGGGCUACGCGGAUCCUCUGAGGCACUACCCCGGCACCUACGGAGCCACGGGCGCGCAGGACAAGGGCUACUCCUCCUCUCCUUACUACCAGCAGAGCAGCUCAGCAGCGUUCGGCGGCCGCGGCUCCGCCUGCGACUACGGGCCCGGCGGGUUUUUCAGGGAGAAGGAGCCUGCGUGCGCCCCCGGCAGCCUGGACGAGGCGCCCUUCGCCCCCGAGCCGCGCAAGCCGGACUGCGCGCACGGCAAAAGCGCGUUCGGAGAGAGCGAGGAGCAAAAGUGUUCCGCGCCGGUUUACCCCUGGAUGCAGCGGAUGAACUCUUGCAAUAGUUCCUCCUUCGGGCCCAGCGGCCGCCGCGGCCGCCAGACCUACACGCGGUACCAGACGCUGGAGCUGGAGAAGGAAUUUCACUUUAAUCGCUACCUGACCCGGCGCAGGAGGAUCGAGAUCGCGCACUCGCUGUGCCUCACCGAGCGCCAGAUCAAGAUCUGGUUCCAGAACCGCCGCAUGAAGUGGAAAAAGGAGAACAAACUGCUCAGCUCCUCGCAGCUCAGCGCCGAGGAGGAGGAGGAGAAAGUGGCAGAGUGAAGACAAAAAAUGAGAAAAAAAAAAAAAGGAAAAAAAAAAAAGGGGGGGGAGGAUUUUAAAAAAGCGUUAUUUAAAACGAGCAAAAAAGAGAAAACGACAAAAAAAAUUCAAAUUUAGGGAGGGAGGGAGAGUGAGAGGCGAGAGGAUGAGGGGGGUGUGGGCUGCUGGGACGAGCCCUCCGCAGCAGCCGCAAAGUUUGGGCCAACAACGCCCCGAACCCGAAUUCCCGAUGAUUUUGUCCAGAAACAAACAAAAAUUAACCCCCCGCACAAAAAUCAGGCUCUGGCGGCGUUUUGAACUUUUUUUUCCCCUUCCUACACCUCCCUUUCCCUCCCUCUCCACCCCCCUCCCCCUCAAUACACGAAAUGGAAUAAUAAUAAUAAUAAUGAGAAUUAAAAAGUGAAGAGUUGGAGAGAGAGAGGAGGAGGGAAAGAAAGGGAAAGAGAAAAAAAGGAAAGAAAAAAAAAAAAAAAGAAAAAAAGGACUCCUAGCCGUGUUUCUACCCUUGGUGUCACUGUUAGUAAUCCGCUAACUCUGUAUUUAAUGGAAGUGCUGCAAUAUAUGUCAUUUGGGGUGUUUGUUGUCCUAAUUUUGUAAAAAUGUUUCAUGCACGGUUGAUAUAAGUUGGGGUUUUUUUUUUAAGUUUUCCUCCUUUUUUUUUUUUUUUUUUUUUAGAUUUAUUUUUUUCUCCUUUGGUAAAUUAAUCAAGCCCUGGGGUUCUUUGUAAUUAGUUUUUGGGGUGGGUUUUUUGUGAGGUUUUUUUUCCUUUUAAUUUUAAUUUUUAUUUUAAAAAUGAAAAAUCUACUGAAGGAACGAGUACUACCUACAAGGCUGCAAAAAAAAAAAAAAAAGGAAAAAAAAAAGAAAAAAAAAGAAGCAACAACGACAGAAAGUUCUAUUUUAUUAAUUUUUUUGUACGUGUCGUGUUUUGGAGUUUGUCUUAGGUAUGAACAUGGAAUUCUCUAAUAAAAGCCAAGUCUUCGAUCUCA
Messenger RNA from Prinia subflava (tawny-flanked prinia), 2133 nucleotides. RefSeq names its product homeobox B6 (gene HOXB6). Gene Ontology annotation, biological process: regulation of transcription by RNA polymerase II; anterior/posterior pattern specification. The record is from RefSeq and is a predicted model, not a curated record. Gene Ontology annotation, molecular function: DNA-binding transcription factor activity, RNA polymerase II-specific; RNA polymerase II cis-regulatory region sequence-specific DNA binding. NCBI's taxonomy places the organism in Eukaryota, Metazoa, Chordata, Aves, Passeriformes, Cisticolidae. Bases 470 to 1144 code for a protein of 224 amino acids. The transcript has 3 exons. Gene Ontology annotation, cellular component: nucleus.